Pseudo-nitzschia multistriata is the source of this 4244-nucleotide messenger RNA. The record is from the annotation of a GenBank genome assembly. Lineage: Eukaryota; Bacillariophyta; Bacillariophyceae; Bacillariales; Bacillariaceae.
GUCCAUCCCGAUUUUUCUAGCAACAUCCAGCAGGACCAGAGUGUGUCUCGAAUAGGAACGCAUAUAUUUUCAAUUGCAAGCUACCGUUGGUUUUUGAUCGUUGACCAUGUUCGACGGUGAUUUCCGCAGCAGACGAAGGCAAGUUAGAACAGAGAUUCCAGUUGGCUCUGUAUCCUCUUGAAAUGGAAGACUGGAACCGGAAACAAGUUUUGCAUGGCGAUGCUUCCUCUAACUCUGAAAAUUCCCUGUCUUGUUGCAUCUCCUUUUGAUCGAUCGAUGGAUCCUGCCGUUGCCUCCGAUCCGAAUUGACACCAACAAUAAUUGCGUCAAUGUUCAACGCGCACGACAGAGAGGUCAAUCUUUCGGGGAACAACCGACGAGCGGGAGGAAGAAACAAGCGCGAUUUGCUAAAGAAUGCCGAGACGCUGCGGAAGCAACGACAGGAACGAGUUCGGAGGGAUCGCUCCGCAAAACUGGUGCAGCGCGUCACUAGGGGUCACUUGUCUCGGUUGCGGACCAUCAGUCUCUGUGCUUCGAACGUUUUAUCGGAUUGUCCCGCUACCAUGAAUUGCACUGAUGCUGAUGCUAGUUCUAGUGAUGGCUGCAUCCAUGGAAAUACUUGGAACGUGCUGAGACCAAUGGCAGCUCUCUCGAUGUGUUUGUCGCACCACACUCUCUUGACAAAAUUCGACUUUACGCGCAGGGAGUUGCUUCUAGGAUUCCGUUACUACCCCGACAGCAUCAUGGCGGGAAAUAGCGACGAUAAAAACGACAACAAUGCGGACUUUGAAGUAGAUAUUAUGGGCCUCAAUAAUGAUCUACGUCCCAUGGAAAUUGAGGGCGAAGAAGGAAGCAGUUCUUGGUUCUCUCAGCAACGAAUGAUGACACACGCAAUCGAAGAAUUCGAUCCAAAAUACCAGUGCGACGCCGAGGAUAGCAACGCGGAAAUGUACCAACUCCUAAAUACAUAUCGAGAAUCCACCCGAAUCGACGACCGCAUUUUUUUGGGCUUGACAAAAUGCAUGCAGAGGUGGAGUCUGUUUGUCGAGGGUACAAAAAAGGAAGGAAACAACAACGACGAGAAAGCGACAAACUAUAAAGCGAUGCUCACGAGAUGGGCUAUGGAAGCGAGUGACCGACUGGAAAACCCCCAUUCGAGUGUUCUUCUUGCGACCAUUCUCCUCAGCACCAACGAUAGAGUUAAUACCUCCAUAGCUGGAGCUUGUGCCGAUGGCAGUGUCCGCAUGUCCGAUGCCUUCAAUAUUGCACCAGGGGGAGAACAAAUCGAAAAAUGGUUUGCGCUUUUGGCCGAUAUCUUGGUUAAGAGCGAACUCAAGGAUGUCACCAAAGUCUCAAACGACACAAAGGAUCUAUUGUUGCAGGCUACAAUGAAAAACCUUCGGAACAGUCAGGUACAACGCUUGCUCUACAAUCUUCUCGAUCUCACGAAAUCACCGAAACUGAUGCUGUUGAUCAAUCACGUACUACGCCAACCCCAAAACGAAAAACUCAAACUCGCCGUUUCCUUGCUCGCGAGAGGAGAUUCCUUAGUACAGAUGCAGCAGGAAGAAACACAAGAUCAAAUCAAAGAUUCUGGAAAUAAAUACGAUUGGGACAACGAUGACGAUUCGGAGGAUGAGGAGGAAGAAUCCGAUCAGAAGCCGUCUAGCCACAAGAAAGCCCGUGGUGGAUCAACUUACUACAAGCGACAGGAAAUUUUGACUCUGGCGAAGCUAGACAAGGUUUACAGUGAGCGCAUCCAGCAAUCGAUCAAAGAUCAUUGCCGCGUAUUCGACGCGUUGACGAUCGAGGUUGCCACCAAAAUAGCAAAGGCACCAUGGAAAGAUUGGGGCUUGUACGUACUAGGAAGUUCAAAAGAAGCCGGGUUAGUUCGAAACAAUAAUGACAAUCAUUGCGGAGAGGUCGAGCGUUUUGUCGAAUCGCUAGGAUACUUGCUACAAGCCAGUAGUAGUAUGCGGUCGAGAGCUAGAUUUACUCCGUUGUCGCCGCUGGCAUUCAAUCAGUCCAUACUCUGUUCCUUGUGGAAUCUCGUUCGAGAGCAAAAAGGCGAGUGCGGUUUCAUCUUGUCCAUCUUUUCGGAUUUGUUCAGCCAUUACCUGGUGGCACUGAGUGACGAGGAUUUUGUGUUGUACCAUUGCAACAGCAGUAAUAGCAAUCCUUCUACAUAUUUCGAAAACAGAAUUCUGGCCAAAGACAUAGUCGCACGCUACAACCAAGAGCUCCACGAGGUUUACUGGACGAAACCGGUUUUGUACAGCGAAAUUCAUAUGAGCAGUGCCAGGGGAAGAUUGAUUUUGUCCGGGACAAAGCUUUGGAAUGCGUUGUACGAACGCUGGAAUCGUCUCGUAUCUGUUUCGUUUUGCGACGAAAGUUCUUGGUGGUUUCCUCAUCUGGGCUCGAACGAAGGGGAUAGGGCCGUGAUUCCUGAUAGAGAAGUUGGACAUGACAUCAAUGAAGAAGAUGACGACGAUGACUCUUCCGUGGAUAUGGACGAAGGUCAGAAUCCAUUGUCAACUGCAGAAGCGGCAACCGAUGCAUUGGCGGACUCGUUUCGAGAUCCAAAGAUGGCUAGGGUGCUUACUAUCAUCCCACAGGCUCUGCCAUUUGAUCGUCGAGUGAAACUCUUUCAUUCUUUGCUGAAGGCCAACAAACAAAAGGUUCUUCAGGCAGCACAAAGCCAAAGGGCGAUGGCAGCGAUGAGAAACCCUUUUGGCGAAGAAGCGGCUGCGAUGAUGUGGAUCGAUGGCAGUGUAAGAGAGCAAAUAAAAAUAAAACGUGCGCAGCUGUACGAAGAUUCAAUGGAACAACUCAACAAGUUGGGUGCUAAUCUCAAACACAAAGGUGCGUAUUUCAUGUUGCACCAUCCAAGGCCUAUUCAAGAAUCUGUGCCGGUUGGAAUCGCAGACGUUGCGAAAGAAAUGGUUCAUUUUCUGUAAAUUGCUAACUUGCAAUCCAUGCACGUCGUUUCUUUUCUUUUUCUCGGAAAUAGUUCAAGUUACCUUCGUCAACAAACACGGGGCGGAAGAACCCGGCAUUGAUGGCGGGUAAGUAUUUGAUAACUUUCUGAGUUUGUCGUUGAUCGCUUCUUCGUUUAUUAUAAUUUAUCUCAUCAAACUAACCCCUACCGAUUCCCCGACUAUCUCGUCACUGUUCAAUGUUUUUGAACACCUGCUUGCUCUGUGAACAGAGGCGUUUUCAAGGAAUUUCUCGAUGAUUUGAUAAAAGACGGUUUUGCAGCUAAGAGUGACGCCGACAAAGAGGGUGGCGCCCCUCGAUUAUUCUCGAUAACUCCAAAACAACAACAACUGACCAUGAAUUUUGACUUGACGGAAGACAAAAGCAUGCUCGUGCAUUAUGAAUUCCUUGGUAGGGUGCUCGGAAAGGCGGUAUACGAGGCUAUUCUGGUAGAACCACAAUUUUGCCUUCCUUUCCUCAAUCAGCUACUGGGAAAAGUGAACACAUUAGAGGAUUUGAAAAACUAUGACGAAGAAUACUACAACAACUUGAACAAACUCCGUCACUUCACAGAGGAAGAAAUAGACAGCUUGGGAUUGACGUUUGAGCUGACGGUCGGGGGUAGUUCACCCAAUGCUACACCUCGAACAGUCGACCUCGUCCGUUCGGGGCGAUCCAUUGCUGUAUCCAAAAAGAACGUGUUCCAGUAUUCCCAGGCAGUGGCCAACGAACUCCUCAACGUUCUCGGGGCUAACCAGACCCGGGCAUUUCUGAGAGGUUUCCGAGAUCUGAUCAAGGUCGCAUGGAUUCGGUUGUUCUCGGCAAGGGAACUGCAAAAAUUGAUCAGCGGUGAUGACUCUGUGCGCGGAAUCGAUGUCAGUUGUUUGAAGAAAGCAACGCAUUACCUCGGGGGCUACCACGAGUCGCAACCCUACAUCCAAGAUUUUUGGGACAUUCUCGAAAACGAGCUGAGCCCCGAACAACAGCGGAAAUUCUUGCGAUUCAUGACGUCCUGCAGCAGACAACCCUUACUUGGGUUUUCUUCGCUGGAACCCUUUCCGGCGAUACAACAGAUACGCUUGCAAGACACCGAGCGUUCGAAGAAUAGCAGGCUUCCGACGAGUUCAACGUGCAUGAACCUACUCAAGCUUCCUAAUUAUCAGGAUCGAGCUCUGUUGAAAGAAAAACUCAUAGCAGCAGUCGAGUCGGGCGCUGGCUUUGAGCUAACCUAAAACCUCAUAUUUAUAGAAUAGAUAGUAAGAAGUUUA